Molecule: messenger RNA, 786 nt
Organism: Mucor mucedo
Lineage: Eukaryota; Fungi; Mucoromycota; Mucoromycetes; Mucorales; Mucoraceae
Exons: 1
Coding region: 202-645 (147 amino acids)
Source: RefSeq, a predicted model, not a curated record
ACCACUACCAAGCCUACCACUACCACUAAGGCUACUACCACUACCAAGCCUACCACUACCAAGAAGACCACCACUACCAAGAAGACUACCACUACCAAGAAGACUACCACUACCAAGACAACCACAACUGCCGCUGCUAAGCCUACUCUUACUUACCACAAUGGUUUGGUUGCAGCUGUUAACAGCAAGACGGACUUCUGUAUGUUCUUACCUUCCAGCCCUGGUGGAAAGGACGAUAACAAUGGCAAGAUUGAUAUUGAAGCUAUUUCCAAGUCCGAGAAGAGUGCUCUUGCAUUCUGUACCAAGAAGAAUGCUAAUGCUCCUGGAGCCAAGAUCUUCCCUCCUGGUUUCAUCAAGUCCUCUCAUUUCUUCCAUAACACUACUGCCAACUACAUCCAAGUUACUGGUAAGUUCAAUCCUGCCAAAUACUCUCUUUCUCCCAAGGACGAAGGUGGACAAUACGAUAACCACGGUAAAGGAUCUCCUCCAUUGUCCAUGUGUUUCGGUUACAAGUAUUAUGUCAACUUGGUUGAACCCGAUAAGCCAGAUUACUGUAUGAGAUGUUGUGAUACCUACACCGACUGUAAUGCUGGUAGAAGUGCUUAUGGCUGUGCUCGUGUUGUUGAAAACGGUGAUUACUCAUAAAUAAUUUAAUUCUACUUACUCUGUACUCCUAUCCUCUUUAACCUCCUCUUUAACCUUUCCUAUUUUUAUUUUUAUUUUCUCGAUAAUAAAAGAUUCGGCUCUGUUCUCACGCUUUUCUUUUCUUAAACACAUCAAUAAAAA